AUGCAAUGGAAUCGUAUUCCUCGUUUUCUUAUUUUUUAUUCAAUAAUUCUUGGAUACUCUGGUAUAACAAAAAGUGGUUCUGUACGUGAAUAUCGAGAAGCUUUAGAAGAACUACAUGAGUUUCUCGUUGCAAAUAAUAUUGGAAAUCCAAACGCUAAUAAUUCUAUUCUUAAUAAAUUUACUAAAGCUGCAUUUAUGGACCAGGUUUGA
This is a messenger RNA of Rotaria sp. Silwood2, 210 nucleotides long. NCBI's taxonomy places the organism in Eukaryota, Metazoa, Rotifera, Eurotatoria, Philodinida, Philodinidae. The record is from the annotation of a GenBank genome assembly.